GACGUUCUGUGCGUCACGUCCGGUGUUUACGUGUGAGCGCGGGAGUUUGUGGAGCGGAGCCGGAGCCGUAAGAGCCUCAAAAACUCAACAAAAAAUCAACAAAAACUCACGAAAUCUACAGAAAACACGGAGUAAAGUCACGCCAGGGUCAGAGUUGAUCGUGUUUCAGCGCGGAUUGGCGGUUUUGGUGAAGAUGCCGUGUGAGAAGAAGCCGAUGCGUUAUGGACACUCUGAGGGCCACACUGAGGUCUGCUUCGACCACACGGGCGGGUUCAUCGUGACGUGUGGAAGCGACGGAGACGUUCGGAUCUGGGAGGGUUUGGACGACGACGACCCGCGAUUCAUCACCGUGGGGGAGAAGGCCUACUCCCUCAGCCUGAAGGGCGGGCGUUUGGCGACGGCGAGCUCCAGUAACGCGGUGCAGCUCCACACGUUUCCGGAGGGAGAACCCGACGGGAUCCUGACGCGCUUCACCACCAACGCCACCCACGUCACCUUCAACGCCGCCGGCACCAGAGUCGCCGCCGGGUCCAGAAAAGCGUCGUCCAGCUGCGACGGCUCCGUGGUCGUGUGGGACAUCGAGGAGCAGCGUCAGGUGACCCGCUGGAACCUGCUGCACAAAUCCAACGACGUGUCCAACGCCAAGUCUCUGUGCCGCCUGGAGUUUCAGCCCGGCGCCGGGAAAUUUUUGGCCGUUCCGGUUGAAGACAAAGUUCACCUGUACGAGAGGGACACCUGGAGUCAUGUGACCACUUUGACCGAUGACAUCAUCACUCAGCCGGUGAACGUGGUGAGCUGGUCUCCGUGUGGUAAACGUUUGGCGGCGGCGUCUGUGGGCGGAGCCAUCGUGAUCUGGGACGUCGGCUCCAAACUUUGUCUCGAGAGACAGAAGCAUGAGAAGGGUUUCAGUGUUUGUUCUGUGGCCUGGAGUCCGUCUGGAGCUCAGCUCGUUUACACCGACACAGAGGGAUGUGUGGGGCUCCUGGACGGAGUGUGUCAGGGGCCCCAGGGACACAGCAAGCCCUCGGAGUCGACCGCGGGGCGGGACUUUGACGACCUGUUCGACGGAGACGAGGACGGGCCGAUGGACGAGGGCGAGUCUCCGCGGCGACCGCAGGCCGACGACGACGACAUCAUCACGCCGACCGGACGCGUCAGGAACAGAGCGGCUUUCCUCGAAGACGACAACUCCCUGGACACUGGUUCUCUGAAACUCGGGGGACAGAAGUUUCCUGAUGAUGACGACGACGGGGGCAGUUCUAUAGCACCUCCUGCUGGUCCGCCCGUGUCCCUGCGGCCCGUGUACGAGGGUCCCAUGCCCACGCCUCCUCAGAGAGCGUUUCAGCCCGGCUCCACCCCCGCCCACCUCACACACAGAUUCAUGAUGUGGAAUUCCGUGGGGAUCGUGCGCGGAUACAACGAUGAGCCGGAAAACGCCAUCGACGUAGAAUUCCACGACUCGGCGGUGCACCACGGCAUGCACCUGUCCAACGCCCUCGGGCACGCCAUCGCCGACAUCUCCCAGGAGGCCGUGCUGCUCGCCUGCCCCAGCACCGACCAGCUCGCCAGUAAGCUGUUGUGCGUGCACUUCUCGUCGUGGGACACCCAUAAGGAGUGGGUGGUGGACCUGCCUCGCGGCGAGGACGCCCGGGCGCUGUGUUUGGGGCGGGGCUUCGUUGCCGUGGCGACCUCGGCCCUGCUGCUGCGCCUCUUCACCAUCGGGGGGCUCCAGAGAGAAGUGUUCAGUCUGAGCGGCAACGUGGUGUGUGUGAGCGCCCACGGACAGCAGCUGUGUGUGGUCUACCACCGAGGUACGGGGUUUGACGGGGACCAGGCUCUGGGGGUGCAGCUUCUGUCUCUGUCCCAGAAGAAGAGACUGAUCCUGGACCAGCCUCUGCCCCUGAGCCCCCGCUCCACCCUCAGCUGGAUGGGCUUCACCGCAGAAGGAACGCCGUGCUCCGUGGACUCGGAGGGCGUGGUCCGGAUGCUGAACCGCUCUUUGGGAAACACCUGGACUCCGGUCUGUAACACCAGAGACACCUGCAAGAGCAAAUCGGACCACUACUGGGUCAUAGGAGUCCACGAAGAGCAGUUCUGGAGGUCGGUUCUUCUCCAUCAUCACUUCGGGUUCCUGUCGUCGAGCGGAUUCGAGGUCGACCACGAGGCUCAGAGCCAAAGUCUGAGGGAACAACAGGAGCUGCUCAUGAAGAUGUUCGCAUUGUCGUGUAAGCUGGACCGUGAGUUCCGCUGCGUGGAGCUCGCUCAGAUGAUGACCCAGAACGUCGUGACUCUGGCCAUAAAAUACGCGUCUCGCAGCGGAAAGAUGAGACUGGCCCAGAGGCUGAGCGAGAUCGCCCUGGAGAAGACCCGAGACGACGAAGACGACGAGGAGGACAGGGAGGAAGAGGAGGAGGAGGAAGAGACCAGGUUCAGUCGCAGUGAAGUGUCUCGAAAAAACAGACGCCAAACUGAAGAAGAGGAGGAGGAAGAGGAAGCAGAGGAACCACAGCACAAGAGACGAAUGAAUCCGUUUGCCAAAGACGCCGCUGCUUCUCCAGAGAAAACUGUUCUCAAACCAGUGGCAGUGUCCAGAGGCGCUCGCUCCAAUCCCUUCAAGGUGUCCUCCGGGGGCGCCGCCGCCGCCGCCGCUCAGCCGCGCGUCGCCAACAUCCUGGACAACAUCCCAAACAGGAAGUCCACUCCACCCACUUCCUCCUCCAGCAAAACCAGGAAGAGCCCGGUCCUCAAACCACUGGCCCCGAAACCCAAGAGCAAGACUCAGUCCACUCUGCUCCAGUUGAACUCCAAGACAAACACCAAGAGACCAGAACCUGAGGAGACACCAGAGGAACCCAGAACCAAGGAACCAGACCCAGCUCCUCCAUCUCCAGAGAGCACAGAGAACAGGAGGCCUCAGACUGGGUUCCAGCUCUGGUUGGAAAAUCACAGAAAAAACAUUUUGGCUGAAAAUCCGAGUCUGGACGAGACAGAAGUGAUUAAAGAAGCAAUGGGACGAUUCAGGAACCUGACGCCCGAACAGAGACUGUCGUGGGCGGAGCGAGCGAAGACCCCGAGCGCCAAAACCUCGACCGCAGACGACCCCAAGAAAAGGAAACGACCCGAGGAGGAAGGAGACGAGGCAGGAGGCGAGGAGACGAACAAGGAAACGAACAAGGAGACGAACGCCAAGAAAACCAAAACUGUGGGCGCGGCCGAGAAACUGUCCGCCUUCGCCUUCAACUGACCAGAGGUUUACUCCACAAAUGUUCCAAUGUUCUAAUGUUCUGAGCUCUGAUUUAUAAUAAAGAUUUGUGUUUCUGCA
Molecule: messenger RNA, 3322 nt
Organism: Boleophthalmus pectinirostris (great blue-spotted mudskipper)
Lineage: Eukaryota; Metazoa; Chordata; Actinopteri; Gobiiformes; Gobiidae
Gene: wdhd1
Product: WD repeat and HMG-box DNA binding protein 1
Exons: 25
Coding region: 194-3244 (1016 amino acids)
Biological process (GO): DNA-templated DNA replication; mitotic cell cycle; DNA repair
Cellular component (GO): nuclear replication fork
Molecular function (GO): protein binding; chromatin binding
Source: RefSeq, a predicted model, not a curated record